CAGCCAUGCGGGUCGAGCUUUGGCUCCUGGCGCUGCUGCUCAGGGGGGCGGUCCGGGCGCGGAGCCCCCAGCCCCGAGCAGGGCAGGAUGCAGGCCAAGGCCCUGGAUGGGCUGCUGAGGAGACCAAUAGGGGCUGGAGCCGGAGACCCCGCGAGAGCCCCAGGCAAGACUCAGAGCCGGACAGGACCCAGCUGACCUUGGAUCUGGAUGGGAGCACACUGGCCAUUGAUACUCUGCCGGACAAUGGGACUAGGGUGGUGGAAGACAACCACAACUACUAUGUGUCCCGUCUCUACGGCCCCAGGGAGCCCCGCAGCCGGGAGCUGUGGGUGGACAUGGCUGCAGCUAAUCGGAGCCACGUGAAAAUCCACAGAAUCCUCUCGAAUUCUCACUGGCAGGCCUCGAGAGUGGUCUUGUCCUUUGAUUUCCCCUUCUAUGGUCACCCUCUGCGACAGAUCACCAUAGCAACUGGUGGGUUCAUCUUCAUGGGGGACAUCAUCCACCGGAUGCUCACGGCCACUCAGUACGUGGCCCCUUUGAUGGCCAACUUCAACCCUGGCUACUCGGGCAAUUCCACAGUCGCCUACUUGGACAACGGUACCGUCUUCAUUGUCCAGUGGGACCACGUGUACCUCCAUGGCCGGGAAGACAGGGGCAGCUUCACCUUCCAGGCUGCUCUGCAUUAUGAUGGCCGUAUUGUCUUUGGCUACAAAGAGAUCCCAAUGUCUGUCCUGGAGAUCAGUUCAUCCCAGCACCCUGUCAAAACGGGCCUCUCAGAUGCCUUCAUGCUCCUCAACCCCUCCCCUGGGGUGCCAGAGUCUCGCCGGAGAACCAUCUUCGAGUACCACCGCGUGGAGCUCGACCCCAGCAAGGUGACCAGCAUGUCGGCUGUGGAGUUCACCCCAUUGCCGACCUGUUUGCAGCAUCGGAGCUGCAAUGCCUGCCUGUCCUCUGACCUCACCUUCAACUGUAGCUGGUGCCACGUACUGCAGAGGUGCUCCAGUGGCUUUGAUCGAUAUCGUCAGGAGUGGCUGGCCUACAACUGCGCCCAGGAGGCUGAGGGCAUGACAUGUGAGGACUACCAGGAUGAAGACCAUUACUCAACCUCUCCCGAUAGCUCUCUCAGCUCCUCAGACUUGGACAGAGACCUCAGCACCACCUCCUCCUCUCUCUCCAUUGACAGCCUCAUCACCGAAGAUGACACCAAGUUGAAUCCCUAUGCAGGUGGAGAUGGUCUCCAGAAUAACUUGGCUCCGAAGACUGAGAGCACCCCUGUGCACCUGGGCACCAUUGUGGGCAUCGUGCUGGCAGUGCUCCUCGUGGCAGCCCUCAUCUUGGUGGGCAUCUACAUCAACAGCCACCCCACCUCCAAUGCUGCACUCUUCUUCAUCGAGCGAAGACCCCACCACUGGCCAGCUAUGAAGUUCCGCAAUCACCCCAACCUCUCCACAUACACGGAGGUCGAGCCAAUGAGCCACGAGAAGGAGGGGUUCAUGGAGGCAGAGCAGUGCUGAGAGUACUGGGAUUCUUCUCGGAGGAAAGGAAUGAAGGAAGACCCAGGACCUCUCCCCUCCCCUCAAACAAAGGUUAAGUCAAAGUAUAGCAGCCUCCUCUCAUAGACCCUGCUGGGAAGAGGAGAGCCCAAUGUGUGGGGCCAGAGCUGCCCAAAGGGGCAUCUGACCAGCAUGGGAGCAGCCACAGGAAAGCAGCCACAUCAGGUUUGGAAAGAGCAAUGGCCUGACUGUACCCCAUUCGGAGGCAUCAGGUCUCUCCUUUUGGGUCUCUCACUGAAAGCUAAUCUGUAGUUACCCAAGUGGGCCCCUUCUUUACCUCCCCUCCCCACCCAGUGGUAUCUGGAACCCAAAAACUCUAGCCUGUGGAACUUGAAGUCCAGCAUGGGCCACUGUUUUCCAAGCUCCACAGA
Molecule: messenger RNA, 1924 nt
Organism: Suncus etruscus (white-toothed pygmy shrew)
Lineage: Eukaryota; Metazoa; Chordata; Mammalia; Eulipotyphla; Soricidae
Gene: PLXDC1
Product: plexin domain containing 1
Exons: 14
Coding region: 6-1514 (502 amino acids)
Source: RefSeq, a predicted model, not a curated record